Messenger RNA from Parasteatoda tepidariorum (common house spider), 1468 nucleotides. RefSeq lists its product as uncharacterized. The record is from RefSeq and is a predicted model, not a curated record. Gene Ontology annotation, molecular function: protein binding. NCBI's taxonomy places the organism in Eukaryota, Metazoa, Arthropoda, Arachnida, Araneae, Theridiidae.
ACGAUGUUAGAAAUUUGACAUUCAUAUUUUUUUGAAAAAGGCGAAAAGGUUGUUCAUUCACAAACAAUCAAACCAAUCCGAGUCGGAGUUUUGAAGUAUUGAAAUUGUCAAUUUUAGUUUUUGAAACUGCGUAAAAUACUUCUUGUAUAAUUAUUAAUGCUUUCUGUCAGUAUUAAGUUCCGAUACAGUGAUGGAUCGAAAACAUAUCAUGAUGUGUAUUGAAAUGACAAAGGCGAUACAAGAAAAGAAUUAUCAUGCUGUACUAAGACUUUUAGAUGAAGAAAAUUUAGAUGUUGAUUCUGAGCUGAUGCUUCACAAAUACCCAAUAAUGAUCAGUAUUGAAUCUAAUGCUAUUACUAUAGGAAAAUUUUUAAUCAGCCGUGGCUGUAGCCUCAGUUUAAAAAAUGUUCAAGGACUUACACCUCUUCUCUUAGCUGUGCAACUGUUAAAUUUUGAUUUUGUGAAAUUGUUGCUUGAUAACAGAGCAGAUCUGACUAGCCAAGACAAUGAAGGAAGGACAGCUUUGCACCUUGCUGCACAAAUGAAUUCCUUAAGAAUGGUUCAGUUGUUGAUGAAGAAUCCAUCUGUCUCAUGUGUUUUAAAAAUGUUGGACAAAGAAGGAAAGACACCCUUUAUGUAUGCUUGUGCUCAUGGCUCUCAAUCCCUUAUUUCCUAUAUCCUGGAUAAAGGAGAAUGCAGUGUGAAUGAAGCAUAUGGACAAUUUCAAGACACCCCUCUUCUCACUCUCAUCUCAAAUUACAAUUGUUCCUCUGAGAUUAUUAACAAAAUUCUGGAUGCUGGUGCAAACAUCAAUCAUCUGAACAAACUGAAUGAGACACCACUCCUUAAAGCAUUUCAUGAAUUAAAAUCUAACAAUAAAUUGUUCCAUCAUAUUUGUGCCCUGCUAAUAAUGAGGGGGAGUAGAGUCAAUGUGAGGAACUCUUUAGGAGACACACCCCUCCACAUUGCAGUGUCCAUGAAUAAUGAAACCCUUGUCCGCAAACUACUUAAUGCCGGCAGUCUGGUCAAUGUCACAAACAAUUUCGGUUUAACUCCUCUGUUUUAUGCUUGCAAAAAAGGUUUGCAGAAAAUUGCUUCUCUUCUUUUGGACUGUGGAGCCGAUGGUAAAGUCAUCGAUUGCCUUGCAAGUGAAUAUGAGUGGCUGCUGCAAAAUGAAAGCUUGUUAUAUCCCAACACUUGUUCGGUUUUGAGUUACGUCUUCAACAAAUCUAGAGAGUGUCGCGAUCUCCGCAGUUCCUGCCGGUUGGUCAUUCGUAGAAAUCUCGUCGAGAGCAUCGACCGGAGCGCAUUGGAGCUUCCUCUGCCUCCCUCUUUGGUUAAGUUUAUACUGCUUUGUUGAGUGAAUUUUACAAAAUGUGAUGUAAAUAUACUGUGUAUUUUAUAAACUUUUACAAUUUUGUUCCCCUUUUUUAAUAAUGCUUGUUGGAAAUAAAUGUUUGUUGACUAA